Messenger RNA from Manihot esculenta (cassava), 1035 nucleotides. RefSeq names its product protein MKS1. Lineage: Eukaryota; Viridiplantae; Streptophyta; Magnoliopsida; Malpighiales; Euphorbiaceae. Bases 108 to 809 code for a protein of 233 amino acids. Gene Ontology annotation, cellular component: nucleus. The record is from RefSeq and is a predicted model, not a curated record. The transcript has a single exon.
UAAUUGCCUCAAGAAUUGAGAAUUCACAAAGGUGCCUUCAUCCCCUUCUCCCUCUCUCUCUCCCAGCCAUAUAAUUAAUACAAGCCCAGAUCCACUAGGAUCUGAUCAUGGACCCCUCCGGCUUUCCCACCGGCGGGAAUCCACCUCCACCGCCAGGACGGUCAAGGCCACCGCAGCCACCACAUCUGCAACCGUCAAGUUCACCAUCACCAUCACCACCAAAAAAACAGAUCCAAAUCCAAGGCCCUCGUCCUACGGCACUUAAAGUCCAUCAAGCCUCUCACAAAAUCAAGAAACCACCACUUCCUCCACAGCAGCAGCCGGUGAUCAUCUAUGCAGUCUCCCCAAAAAUCAUCCACACCGAGGUUUCAGACUUCAUGGCUGUGGUCCAGCGCCUAACGGGACUCUCCUCUGGAGACUUCUCAGGCGACGGAGAAGUAUCACCAGAAGCAAGAUUAGCUGCAACCGAGAAGGCAAGUCCAAGGGAUAGAAGCAGUGCUAGCAUUGAAGAAGGAGAUAAUCUCAUGGGCAUGUUAGAGGGAGUGGAGAUAAGUCAGAUUCCGGGGAUCCUAUCACCAGCACCAGGGAUGUUACCUCCGGUGCCAUCUGGGUUUUUCUCGCCGGUAACAGACCCAAAAUUCUUUUAUGAUAUAAACAGUCCAUUUGGAAGCAGUAGUUUUGUGGCGAGUCCUUCAACUUUGUUAUCAGCUCCUAUAUUUUCUCCAUUACCUUCACCAGAUAUCUUCAACCUGCUCAUGGAUUUUGAGGAGGAGAAGAGGGGGGAGGGGGUGGAGGAGGUGGAGGAGUGAUUGAUGGUGGUGGUGAUCGGUUGUGUUCUCCGUAUUGACUGAGAAAGUAGUGGUUGAUUAUUUAAGUUGACUGACCUUUGUUUGAAGUGUAUGAGAAGAAAAGUCGAAAAAUUUAUUUUGUAGAUUUUUGUAAUUUUGAGACUAAUGGUAAUUGUCAUUUUUGUAGAAUUUAAUUAAUUAAUUAUUUAUUUAUUUAUUUAUAGAGGGUUAGUGUAUUUAAUGGGUU